This is a messenger RNA of Panicum virgatum (switchgrass), 1512 nucleotides long. RefSeq names its product mitogen-activated protein kinase kinase kinase 18-like. The record is from RefSeq and is a predicted model, not a curated record. The transcript has a single exon. Gene Ontology annotation, biological process: protein phosphorylation. Gene Ontology annotation, molecular function: ATP binding; protein kinase activity. NCBI's taxonomy places the organism in Eukaryota, Viridiplantae, Streptophyta, Magnoliopsida, Poales, Poaceae. The coding region runs from base 106 to 1512 and encodes 468 amino acids.
AGAGAGACAAAUCGGGCGGGCCAACUGCGAGCCAAUUGAUUCGAACCAACGAGCGCCGAGAAAGCAACAGAGGGGGGAAAGAGGGAGGGAGAGAGAGGAGCGGCCAUGGCGACAGCGGUCAGCGGCCGGUGGACGCGCGUCCGCACGCUGGGCCGCGGCGCGUCGGGCGCGGUGGUGUCGCUCGCCGCCGUCGCGGCUUCGGGCGCGCUCUUCGCCGUCAAGUCCGCCGCGGCGGGCGCCGCCGGGGCGGAGCAGCUGCGGCGCGAGGGGGCCAUCCUCUCCGCGCUCCGCUCGCCGCACGUGCUCCCCUGCCUCGGCUUCCGCGCCGCCGCCGGGGGCGAGUGCCAGCUCUUCCUCGAGUUCGCGCCGGGGGGCUCCCUCGCCGACGUCGCGGCCAGGAGCGGCGGCGCCGGGCGGCGGUUGGGCGAGCGCGCCGUCCGGGCGUACGCGGCGGACGUGGCCAGGGGCCUCGCGUACCUCCACGGGCGCUCCCUCGUGCACGGUGACGUCAAGGCCGCCAACGUCGUGGUCGGCGCCGACGGCCGCGCCAAGCUCGCGGACUUCGGGUGCGCCAGGGCCGCGGGGUCCGUGCGGCCCCUCGGCGGCACGCCGGCGUUCAUGGCGCCCGAGGUGGCGCGCGGGGUGGAGCAGGGCCCCGCCGCCGACGUCUGGGCGCUCGGGUGCACCGUCCUCGAGCUCGCCACGGGGCGCGCCCCGUGGAGCGACGUGGGCGACCUCCUCGCGGCCGUGCACCGGAUCGGGUACACGGACGCCGUGCCGGAGGUGCCCGCGUGGAUGUCCGCGGAGGCCAGGGACUUCCUGGCCCGGUGCUUCGCGAGGGACCCGCGGGACCGGUGGGCGGCGGCGCAGCUCCUGGAGCACCCGUUCCUGGCGUCCGCCGGCAAGGCGGAGGAGGUCGCGGCGGAAUGGGUGUCCCCCAAGAGCACGCUGGACGCGGGGCUCUGGGAGUCCGAGUCCGAGUCCGACGACGAGGGCGACGUGCCGGAGAGCCCCGCCCGGAGAAUCAAGGAAUUGGCCGGCGCCUGCUCGGCCUUGCCGGACUGGGAGUCCGACGACGGCGAAUGGAUCCAGGUGCUCGGCGAGCAAUGUCAAGCCUGCAAUCUGGAGGAGGCGGCCAAGGAGAUGGCCGGCGAAGACAAGUGCCAGCUGCUGAGCGAAGCAUCGGAAACAGAGGUUGGUUUCAUCGACGCCGAUGCAGAGGGCGGCGUUGUUGAUCCUGAGUGUUCUGUAGCUGUAGGAUUAUUAGCUGUCCUGUCAGUUGGGCAGCAGGUAGAGCCGCGCAGCGGUUCUUGGAGUGAUCCAUCUGUAUUCGCUGUUGCACCCUCUCACAGAAUUGAAAUGUCAAAGCCAUUUUUACUGGCUAAUUCCUCCGUCCUCUGUUCUACAGUUCGCUCUGGUAGACCUGAUGACUAUCCGAUUCACAUUGGUCUACAAAAUCUAGAACUGCCGAACACCUUGUGCGAUGCGACGAUUCCAGAAACAUUGUUCUAG